AUGGAGAUGAAAAUGAACAAUAUGGAGAAAGAUGAAGCUGCCGAUGAUUCGCGAACGAUCGUAUUCAUUUCCAAAACAGGUGGUCGUUUCGAAGUAUCCAGGGCCUCAUUACUACAGACCAGCGAUUAUUACCAAGCCCUGGUCAAAAGUGGAAUGAGAGAUGCACGCUUCAGUGAUCUUGCAUUGGAGUUUUUGUCUGAUGAUAGCCUGCAAGAGGUUAGAGAAUUUUUAUUGAGCCCGAGAUGCAGUGAAGAAGAAAAUGAAAAAUGUUCCAGAAUAAUUAAGCGAUUGACGGAUAUAAAAAGAGGUUUGGAAGGUGCGUCCUAUUUGCAAAUCAAUGACAUGAAAACAUUAUAUCUGAAAUAUCUUUUGAGAUAUUUCAAUGAGACAUCGUAUGUACGUCUUAUGAAAUUUGCAAAAAAGUACGCUUCGGUUGAAGAUAUGGAAAUGAUUUAUGACUCUCUAAUGAUGAAUUUCAGAAACAUUGCAAAGCAUCCCAAAAUCAUGCCAUACAAUGUUUUGUUUCGUUUGGUUAAGUCGGAGCUGGUCAAUGCGGACAGUGAUUUCGAUAUUUUAAAAAUAAUCAUUGAUUGGAUUUCUGCCAAAGAAUCAAGAAGAUCAUAUGCAGAAAAAUUAUUAAAAAAUGUCAGGUUCGAUUUAAUGUGUACUGAGGAAAAACAAAAAAGUGCUGAAGCGAUAAAGAAAAUGGAACUAGAUGUUCCUCUUACCGAAAGAACUUCAAAUUGUCAUCGCGGUGUCGGUAGAUUAUUUGCUCUUGUGAAUAACAACACGGAUGGCUUUAAUAGCGAAUGCUAUUCAGUCUCCUUGUUUGAUUUUGUUAGAACUUGCGACAGCAGAAAAAGCACGACUCCGCCCGUCGUCAAGUUCAACCAUAUCGACAGAUAUGGACCACGCGAUUAUUAUGAACAGUGUACGUACCAUUUGGUCAACUAUCGUCUGUACAUGGUUGGAGGUGAAAGAUAUUAUUAUAUGAAGAAAAGAACAUUGUUUUACGAUUUGAAGUCUUGUAAAUGGGGGAGGUUGGCUGACAUGGGAGUGGCAAGGAGCAACUUCUUCUUGGGAAAUAUAGGGAAAUACUUGUACGCAGUUGCUGGGUUUUGCUGUCAUGGAGAAGUUGAAAGGUUCAACCCGGAUAAAAACAGGUGGAGCUGGUUGGCCCCUUUGCCAAUUGCCGUUUCUGGUUUGGCAGGUUGUGUACAUAACGGGAUGAUUUAUGUCAGCGGCGGAUACAGAUAUGGAGAUGAAUUUCGAAACGAGAAUCGGGUGUGGCAGUAUGAUCCUGCAUUUGACGUUUGGAGUGAGAAAUGUCCCAUGUUAAGCAGGCGACGUGGGCACGUCAUGGCCUUUGUUGGAGACGUCCUAUUAGUAGUUGGCGGUGGACUAAGGAAAUCGUUGAUGAACGGUGAGAUGUAUGAUUUUGCAACUGAUCAGUGGACAUAUGUGUUAAAGUUGAAGAUGCCAGUCCUGGAAUCCCCAUCCAUCCUCUUCAACAACUGCCUUUAUAUCUUCACAAAACGUAGUUAUGGAAAACCUAAAAAUCUUUACAUUCAAAAAAUAAACUUGAAGAAGUAUCUUAAUAACACUAACACGGAUGAUAUUAAUAUUACUGACGAUUACGUUUAUAAUAUAAAUGAUGAAGAUGACGAGGAAGAAGUUGAUGAUGAGGAAGAAGAUGAUGAAAAUAUCGAUAUCUAUGAUAUGAAUGACAAUUAUGACGACAACGCAUCUGAUACUACAGAUGAAAAUUACGAAGAGGAGGAGGAGGAAUAUAUUGAGGACAACGGAAGUGUUGAAGAUAAUAAUGAGGAAGAUGAUGUCGUCGUUGAUGACGCAUAUGAUGUCGUCGUUGAUGACGCAUAUGAUGUCGUCGCUGACGAAAACAAUGUUGAGAAUUCUGUCAUACAUGUUGUCGAUCGAGUUUCCAUUGCCGUGGAUGAAGAUUUUGUUGACCAUUUUCCAAUUCAGGAAACUGGAAAUGUUGUCCACAAUGAUGACUUCAUUCUCCCUGAUAUUAAGGUCGACGAUGACAUCAUAAAUGAUUAUGAUGACGUCAACGUCGACCUUAUUAAUGAUGACGAUGAUCUUUGCCAGAUAUAUAAGUUUAAUGCUGGGAAGAAAUUGUCUACCAUUAAUUGGAUUGGCAUGGUUAAUAUGUCAACAGAUUUAUGA
Helobdella robusta is the source of this 2190-nucleotide messenger RNA. RefSeq lists its product as hypothetical. The transcript is spliced from 5 exons. The coding region runs from base 1 to 2190 and encodes 729 amino acids. The record is from RefSeq and is a predicted model, not a curated record. Gene Ontology annotation, molecular function: protein binding. NCBI's taxonomy places the organism in Eukaryota, Metazoa, Annelida, Clitellata, Rhynchobdellida, Glossiphoniidae.